Molecule: messenger RNA, 1731 nt
Organism: Aspergillus luchuensis
Lineage: Eukaryota; Fungi; Ascomycota; Eurotiomycetes; Eurotiales; Aspergillaceae
Product: fungal specific transcription factor domain-containing protein
Exons: 1
Coding region: 1-1731 (576 amino acids)
Biological process (GO): DNA-templated transcription
Cellular component (GO): nucleus
Molecular function (GO): DNA binding; zinc ion binding
Source: RefSeq, a predicted model, not a curated record
AUGAGCCUGGGCCUGGAGAAGGGCCGGUCCUCCGAGCUUAUUGGACUUGGCGGAGAACACGACUGGCAAUUACUUCAUACUUGUCCCAUUGGACAGUCCGCAUCAAUAGCUACCGCUGACCGAAAUGGUCUGGAUGCCACUUAUCAGCAUGCCUCAAAUAUCAGAACAAUGCGUAAAGUUCACGAAGGGAUAUUAUUCCAAAUGACCCCGGAUGCGGUAUCUUCCCAGCAUGCAGCUAAGAAUUUAAUGCAAGAGGAAGUGGACAUUGAUAACAUCGAAGCACUAGUUCAUCCUCACGGACCUGCUUUAGUCAACCUGUAUUUCCGCAUUAUCCACCCAUCAUUCCCUAUCCUGCACAAGGAGGUCUUUAUCGAAAAGUACAAUCGGACGUAUCGCGAAAUCGUCCCACAUUUACUGGCGGCUGUCUAUGCCCUGGCUGUACGUUGGUGGGCUUACGAUGCAGAUCUCCUUUUGGAGGAGAAGGUGGACGAGGAUGCGCUGGUCAGGAUUGCUUCCCAGUCGGUGCAGACUGCAAUGCACCACCCUCGGCUGAACACAAUUCAGGCAGGACUUCUACUCUUGCAACGUGGUCGAGAUGCUUCUUCUGCGGACAAUUCUUGGACAUGGUCAUUCACGGCUUCGCUGAUUGGGCUAGGUCAACAUUUAGGCCUUCAUCUUGAUUGUAUUGCCUGGGCUAUACCGGAUUGGGAAAAAGGUCUUCGACGGAGACUGGCCUGGGCAUUGUUCAUCCAAGAUUCCUUCUCUGCAAUGGUAUUCGGCCGACCCUGUCUGAUUUCGAUGAGGGACUGGGCCGUUGCGCCUUUGCAGACAUGCGAUUUCUCAGAGAACAGCCCAGACGAGGUUGCCGGAAGAGACGGUGGUGGUAGCUCGAGCAUAGAGAAUGGCAAGCUUCUCUUCAUGGAGCUUGCCAAACUAAGUACUAUCACUGCUCGCGUGCUGCAACAGCUAUAUUCAGUCCAGGCUCUGGCCACUGUGACCGAGCCCCAGCAAGUGCUCGCCCUAGGAAAGCCCUUAGGAAAUGAUCUGGCCGAUUUACUGAAGAACUUGCCACCUAAUCUCAAUAUUGAAAACCUGCAGCAAGGCCGGCUCUGCUUGAGCGGCUUUUUUCAUUUUGCACUUCAAGCUACCACAGCUGUCCUCGAUCGGCGCAUGCUUUGGGCAAUCCAAAGGUCCCCUGCCGGCGUUGACAGUCAAUUUGCCCAGAUUUUUCGGACCGCUCUACGACAACGUGCUUAUAACCUGGUCCAGCUUGUCUCUCAGCUACAACCUGAGCACAUGGAAGCGUUUUGGUUCUUCGCUGCCGGUAGCUGUGGUGUCAUUCUCGGUUGUUUUCUGGCGCUUCUUAGAGUGACCAGCACCACGCUCGAGGAAUCCGACGAACUCAAGGGUCUCAUGAAUGAGUUUGAAUGGCAACUUAGAAUCAAAGUGAGAAUGGGCAAGUGGGUGUUAUACACGCUUGCCCGAUUAAAGACUUUGGGCUGGGAUGAGUGGAAGGCCUUGGAGCCCGACUUUGAUGCCAUUCCAGGAGAUCGUCAGCGGCUUGGAGCUCUGCAGAGUAAUGCAGUGGACACAGGAGAUCCAGCACAUUCGUUGCUCUCGGCCAAGAACAAUGAAUCAUCGAGUGUGCCACUGCAAGAGAACAAUUCUGCCACAUGGCUGACCGAGGAACUUGAAGACUUGGAAAUUCCUUGGGAUCUUGGAGGAACCUGA